Molecule: messenger RNA, 974 nt
Organism: Sinocyclocheilus rhinocerous
Lineage: Eukaryota; Metazoa; Chordata; Actinopteri; Cypriniformes; Cyprinidae
Product: GTPase IMAP family member 4-like
Exons: 1
Molecular function (GO): GTP binding
Source: RefSeq, a predicted model, not a curated record
AUGUUCAGACAAAUUCCUGUCAGUGCUUGUGCUGAACCAGACACUCAUGUAUCCAGUCUCUCAUCCAGAAGGAUUGUCCUUCUGGGUAAAACUGGUGUUGGGAAGAGUGCAGCUGGAAACACAAUACUGGGACAGAAAGAGUUCAUAUCUCAGAGGUGUACAAAUACAGUAACCAGUGAAUGUUUAGAGAAAAAAAACACUGUUUCAGGCAGAUAUGUGUCUGUAGUUGAUACUCCUGGAUUCAUUAACUCAAAGAUGAAACAUGAAGAGUUAAUGACAGAGAUAGCGAGAAGUUUUUAUCUAUCCAGUCCUGGACCACAUGGUUUUCUCAUUGUUUUCAAGGCAGAUGACAGAUUCACUGAAGAUGAGCUGCAGAUUCCUCAGAAGAUUGAGAUGAUUUUUGGCCAGAAGGUGUUAAAAUACUCUAUAAUUCUCUUCACUCGUGGAGAUCAACUGGAUGGAGAGCCCAUAGAGAACGACAUUGAGAAAAAUAGUAGAUUAAGACAUCUAAUACAGCAGUGUGGAGGCAGAUAUCAUGUCCUCAACAAUAAAGAUGAGAAUAACAGAGAGCAGGUGAAUGAUCUACUGAAGAAGAUUGACACAAUGAUUGAGCAGAAUGGAGGAGGACACUACAGUAAUCAGUUGUUUCAAGAAGCUGAAAGAUUCAGACGAGAGGAAGACGAGAGGAGACAACAAGAGGAGAAACAAAGACAAGAGAUUGAGAGAGUGAGAAAAGAGGCAGAGAAAAUCAAAGCAGAAUUUGAAGCUAAGAAAUCUGAACUAGAAAGACUUGAAGCAGAGAGAAAAAGAGAGGAAGAGAAGAGAAAACAAGAAGAGAAACAAAGACAAGAGGAACAUACAAGAAAACAACAAGAGGAUAAACGAAAACAAGAGGAAAAAGAAAGAAAACAGGAAAAACUAAAACAAGAGGAGAUUGAGAGAGUGAGAAAAGAGACAGAGAAAAUCAAAGCAGA